Blepharisma stoltei is the source of this 594-nucleotide messenger RNA. Lineage: Eukaryota; Ciliophora; Heterotrichea; Heterotrichida; Blepharismidae. The record is from the annotation of a GenBank genome assembly.
AUGGAGUGUCCUAUUUGCCAAAGAGCCUUCAUACACAAAGGCAAGCUAAAUAGGCACAUCCUCACACAUUCUUCAAUUAAGUUAUUCAGUUGCAGCGUCUGUGACCAAAAGUUAUCCACUAAAUAUGCUUUAGACCGUCAUAUGACUGUUCAUACAGACCAUAAGCCAUAUGUUUGCGAAGAAUGCAAAAAAGAAUUUACCACAAAAGAACACCUGCAUCGCCACUUAAACUCAAGGAAGCAUGAGCCCUUAUCUUGUGAAAAAUGUGGGGCUUUAUUUCAGAGAGAAGAUGCUUUUAAAAGACACAACUGUCAAGAUGUAAAGGAAUUUUUGAUUGAGUCUUGGUGAGAAGAAAAAGAAAGCAAGCCAGUUAAAGUUGUGAGUGAAGAAUGGGUAUGUCCUGCUCCUUUUUGUUAUAAAAAAUACACAACGAGGUCUAAUUUAAGGACUCAUUAUAGGACUGCUCAUGAGAAGCGUGGACUGAUUUGUCCAAAUUGCAAUGCAACGAUGAUGCAUAAACACACGCUAGUGAAGCAUCUUAAUAAGUGUACACAGAGUAAAGGGAAUCCAAGUUCAACUGAAUGUUCUAAUUAG